GUUAGGUGUUAAAACUGAGAUAAUUAUUCUUUCACUCAAAUGUGACGUUUAGUAUCUGUUCCUCUUGGCCCUGAAGAUACGAACGUGAACCAAUCACAGCGAAUACAGAGACAACCAUGAAGCCGUAAAUCUAGAAGCAGCUCUGAUGUCACCGUAGUUAAGUCAGAGUUCCAGAGAAAGUGAAAUAACUUGAUUUGUGAAUGACUUGAAUCUACAACCGCACAGACGCCGGCUGAAGCGAGCAACCUCUUCAACAGAUCAUUUAUUGAGCCUUUCAGAAACCCUUGUGGACACAGGUAAUGAAGGACACAACUGGUGGAUCCUUCACGGCCUCGAACAUCCCAAGAUAUGUCCUUUGGAGGAUGCAGCUCGGAAUCGAGUCCACUUAGGACUCCUAAGGGAUCAUCUGUGGUGAAUGCCUGAUCAAAAGCUGCUAUUGUGAUAUCUUGUUGUGUGGAUAAUCAGGGUUGCAUUAGCUUGUUGUAACCUGGAGGCUAAUGGUAGAGUGAAAAUAAGUGAAGAACAAUGGCGGAAUCUUCACCAGCAUCAAGAAGAAGAGAAUCCAGGAGACAGAGUCAAAAUGGCUUACAUCCAUCGUUGUCCUCCAGUGACUCACUGAGGAAGCUUCGGUGCUCUAUAUGUGUGAAAGUGUUCACUGAUCCGGUCAGCACUCAAUGUGGACACAUCUUCUGCAAGAGCUGUCUGAAUAAACUCUGGAAAAACAAACAAACCAUCAGCUGUCCAUACUGUGGGAAGACAUUAACACAAAGACCCGAUCCAGAGAAUAAUACCACAUCCAGAGACAUCUCAGAGCAACACCAAGAGAACAGUCCUGAGGAAAAUGCUGAAGUUGUGUGUGACGUCUGUGAGGACAGAAAGCUGAACGCCCUGAAGUCGUGUCUGGUGUGUCAGAGCUCUUACUGUCAGAUUCACUUGGAGCCUCAUUCGAGAGUGGCAGGUUUAAUGAAACACAAACUGAUAGAUCCUGUGAGGAAUCUGGAGGACUAUAUAUGUCAGAAACAUGACAGACCUCUGGAGCUCUUCUGUAGAGAAGAUGACAUGUGUGUGUGUCCGUUCUGUAUUGAAGGAGAUCACAAGGACCACAUCACUGUUCCUAUAGAAGAUGUGAUUAAAGAGAGGAAGAUAGACGUGCAGCAGAAAAUCCAGGAAAAAACUGAGAAGAUUGAAGAAAUCAAAAAAUCAGCCGAAGACAGAAAAAUACACUCAGAGAAGGAGAAAGCAGCUCAUGUGGAGCUCUUCACUGAUCUGAGCCGCUCCAUUGAGAGAUGUCAGACUGAACUGCUGGAGAUGAUGGAGGAGCAGCAGAAAGCAGCAGAGAAACAGGAGGAAGAGCUGAUUGAAGAGCUGGAGAAGGAGAUCACUGAGCUGAAGAUGAGAAACACUGAGCUGCAGCAGCUCUCACACACUGAAGAUCACCUCCACCUCCUACAGAUUUACUCAUCCCUGUGCAGCUCUACAGACACCAGCUUGCCUGAUAUCAAUGCAAAGACUCAUGAGAAUCUGGAGAAUCUGAGGAAAGCCUUCGUCCAACUGAAGGGCAAUAUAGAGGAGAAACUCGAACAAACUCUGUCUGCAGAGCUGAAGUGGGUGCAGAAGCAUGCAGUGGAUGUGACUCUGGAUCCCGAUACAGCUCAUGUUGGACUCAUCCUGUCUAAAGCUGAAAAACAAGUGAGACUUGGAGAAAUGAUACAGAAACUCCCAGACAAACCACAGAGAUUUGAAAAAUGUAUCUGUGUCCUGGGAAAGGAGGGAUUCUCCUCGGGGAGAUUUUAUUUUGAGGUGCAGGUGAAGGGAAAGACUAAAUGGGAUCUAGGAGUGGCCAGAGAAUCUGUAGACAGAAAAGGAGAUAUCAGACUGUGUCCCAGUAAAGGAUUCUGGACUGUGUGGUUGAGGAAUGGGAAUGAAUAUAAGGCUCUCGCCAGUCCUUCUGUCCCUCUUUCUCUGAAAGUCAAGCCGCAGCGGGUCGGUGUGUUUGUGGAUUAUGAGGAGGGUUUGGUCUCCUUUUAUGAUGUGGAGUCCAGCUCUCAUAUCUACUCUUUCACUGGUCAGACUUUCACUGAUAAACUCUAUCCAUAUUUUAACCCAUGUAAUAAUGCUGAUGGUAAAAACUCAGAUCCUUUAAUCAUCACACCUCUAGGAGAUAGUAAAAUAUGAGUUUUCUCAUCAUUAAAAAACAUCAUUGGAACUCAAAGGCACAAAGGCUUUGUAACAUUAUGAAAAUCUCAACAUGAUUGUGUGAAAAGUUUUGAUUUCCUCCCUUAACCUCGUGCUAAAGUAAAGGUAACACUAUUUUCAUCUGAAUAAA
Molecule: messenger RNA, 2326 nt
Organism: Danio aesculapii
Lineage: Eukaryota; Metazoa; Chordata; Actinopteri; Cypriniformes; Danionidae
Product: E3 ubiquitin-protein ligase TRIM39
Exons: 9
Coding region: 526-2175 (549 amino acids)
Molecular function (GO): zinc ion binding; protein binding
Source: RefSeq, a predicted model, not a curated record